AUGAGAGGCUCAAUUAUUGAUGACGUGAACGCUGGGUGCCUGCGGCAACACGAGUACCUGCGCCGUCUCACCAAUGCCACGAGUGCCGUUGAUUCAGUGCGCCCUGGUGACAUGGCUGUCUCAGCUUGUCAAAACGUCGAUCUUAUCUUCACAGGCACCAACUGGUGUCACCGAGUGUCGGCCAUUCGGUCAUACAACAACGCAGCAAACACCAUGAAAGCACUUUAG
This is a messenger RNA of Mesocestoides corti, 228 nucleotides long. Lineage: Eukaryota; Metazoa; Platyhelminthes; Cestoda; Cyclophyllidea; Mesocestoididae. The record is from the annotation of a GenBank genome assembly.